AUGGAUUCUUCUGAUGAAUUUCUCUCAUUUUUAAAUGAUCCUAAUUAUCUUGCAAAUCUUCUUAAAGAAAAAUCAAAUUUAAUAAUAGACGAUUCGAUAUAUUUUCAUAUUGCAAAUUAUUUUCUUGGUCAAAAAAUAUCUGUUGAAGGACUUUCUGUUCAACGAAAUUUAUAUGGUAGACAACGAUCAUCAUUAUUAAAUCAAUGUGAAAUUGAUUUAUUAAUAUUAAAUAUAAAAGAAUGUCUUAAUUCAAAUUCUAAAGAAUUAACUAAAAUAUUUCUUCAAUAUUUACAUAAUAUAAAUCGUUUAUUACCAAAUAAUUUUCGUGAUAUUGCUUAUUUAUGUGCAUUAAUUCUUUUACCAUAUAAUAAUAAAAAUGUUAUUGCAUGUAUUCUAUGUGCAUAUCUUGAAAUGAAUACUUUAAAUAAUUUACGAUAUGAUUUAAUUAUUAAUGAUUUAUAUAAAAAUGAAGAUGAACAAGAAGAUAAUCCAUGGAUUGAUAAAUUAACAAAAUUAAUUAUUGAAAAUGAUAAUCAAUGGUUAAGAAAAUUUUAUUUAGAAAAAAUCUAUACAAAAGAAUUUUUACAUGCUAUUGAUAUACAUGAUAAAGAGAAUAUUUUUAAUAUUGAACCAAUUAAACAAAAUUCCGAAGAUUUAUCUUCAACAAUAAUUGAAAAAAUCGAUUUAAAUCAAGUAUCAACUUUAGAUGAUUUACACUCAAAAUUAUCAUUCUAUGUAAUAAAUUAUUAUCCUAAUAAUUCAAUAAAUGAAUUAUCUUUAUUUAAUUUACUUUCAUCAUCAAAUAAUUAUCCAAAUGAUCUUCAUAUAUUAUUUUCUUGUUCAUUAAUAUCAAUUAUAAAUCGAAAUAAUUAUUCUAUAUUAAGUCUACGUUUAUUUCGUCGUUUAAUUCUUUUAAUAAAUAAUUAUUAUAUAAAUCAACAAGAUUUAUUAGAUGAUAAUCGUUAUCGUUUAAUAAUUGUUUUUCUUGUUUCAAAAUUAAUUUGUGAAGUUCAUCGACGUCGUUCAAUAUCUGAACAUGAAUGGUAUCGUUUAUAUAUUGAUAUACCAAAAGAAUAUCCAUUACCAACAUUUGAUUUAUUUGCUGAUCUUAUUUGUUUAUUAGCAACAUUAUGUUAUAAUCAUAUUGAUUGUCAAAAUCAAGUUCGACAAACAUCUGGUACAAUUGAAUCAAUUCUUUCAAUGACACAAAUUGAUCUUAAUCAACCAAAAGCUCAAGCAUGUGUUUCUUGGUUAAUUAAAUGUUUAACUGAAAAUAAUGAAGAUAAUAGAAAUUAUAUUAAACAAAUAAAAUAA
Rotaria sordida is the source of this 1314-nucleotide messenger RNA. The record is from the annotation of a GenBank genome assembly. Lineage: Eukaryota; Metazoa; Rotifera; Eurotatoria; Philodinida; Philodinidae.